AUGUGGAACACGCUGAAAGUAGUCGGAAUCCUAACAAUAAUUUUGACAUGGAGAUUGAGCGAUUCUGUCGUCUAUAAACUAACUAAUGUGAAAUGCGAAAGCCUAAACAUGUCAUGGGUUACGAUUAAUGAAUGUCGGUUAAAGGCGCUCAGUAGAAAUAAAACCGUUUUUAAUUUCAACGCUACUUUUCAUCACCCGACUAACGACAUUUUAAUGGACUAUCGGUUUUUAAAGAGGGCAAGUGGUUAUAAACCGUGGUUAUACAGAAGAAAGAUCGAUGGCUGCCGGUUCUUAAGAAAGCCCUAUGAUGCCUUGACCAUAAUGAUAUAUAUUGCAUAUAAGGACGUUUCAAACAUCAAUCACACUUGCCCACUUUUCGGCGAUAUUUUGAUAAGGGGAAUGUAUCUCACGACAUCAUUUAAAUCCAUUCCAUAUCCCACCGGCGAUUAUAUGCUGCAGAUAAAUUGGAUGUUCUAUCGCAAAAUUCAGUUUGUAACCAACGUUAGUUAUCAAUUCGUUGAAAACUUAUUGUAA
Molecule: messenger RNA, 534 nt
Organism: Drosophila takahashii
Lineage: Eukaryota; Metazoa; Arthropoda; Insecta; Diptera; Drosophilidae
Source: RefSeq, a predicted model, not a curated record